UCUCUCUCUCUCUAUCUGUGUCUGAGCAAAAGUGCUUUUAGAUAUGGCUGAGAGAGAGAGAAGAGAGAGAGCGCAACUCAUUACCUUCCUUAGAUAAUCUCAUUCCCUCUAUAUCUCUCUGUCUCUCUUCUGCCCUUGUACAGUAUCAUCUUCGUGCCUGGCGCUCAUGUAGAAGAAACAGAGUACGGAUCGGGGAAGUAGAUCUCUUCCUCUCGACGUAUCUCUUGGAUAUGGGAACUUUGGCGCUUGAAACUAAGAGUGUAGGCUCUGAUACGUACCUCUCUUUGGGGCUUCAAGAAGUGGGCAAGGAGAACCCCGGAAUCCCACGAGUUCUAUCACUUCUUUCUUCACUCCUCGAGAGAUCAGUUCAGAAAAAUGAAAUAUUAUUGGAGACUGCACAAAUUAAAGAUGUUGUUACAAUAUUCCACGGUUCAAGGGCACCUUCUCUAGGAAUUCAACAAUAUAUCGAUCGCAUAUUCAAGUACUCGUGCUGCAGCCCAUCCUGCUUUGUUGUUGCACACAUUUAUGUGGAGAGAUUUAUUCAACGGAUGAAUGUUCAUAUCACUUCUCUCAAUGUUCAUCGGCUUCUAAUCACAAGUGUGAUGGUAGCAGCAAAAUUUGUUGAUGACGCAUUCUUCAAUAACGCAUACUAUGCAAGAGUGGGAGGAGUAAGCACAUCCGAGUUGAAUAGAUUGGAGAUGAAGUUCUUGUUUGGUCUAGAUUUCCAGCUUCAUGUAACCAUUCAAACCUUUGGGAAGUACUGUUCGCUGUUGGAAAAAGAAACAGCUGCAGUGAUCCAGAUUGAACGACCAAUCCUAGCCUGUGGAAUCAAGGAGAGCUGGUCCAACCAAGACUGCAGUUCCACAAUCGCCCAAUAAAAGAAUUGGAACAAAUUUUCAUGUAUCAUAUUUAAGUUUCUCAUUUUGGGACAUAUGCCAGUUAGAAAAUGGAUAUUGAAUUCGUAUUGUGAGAGUCAUGCAAGGAUGAUCAUUUCAAAACCAGAAUGCUUGUUUGUUUUACCUUCUCUGCUUCUAUGUUGUUACGUCUAUUUUCUUGGUAAGAUUGUUUUUGGUUUUCAUUUUUGUCA
Molecule: messenger RNA, 1087 nt
Organism: Camellia sinensis
Lineage: Eukaryota; Viridiplantae; Streptophyta; Magnoliopsida; Ericales; Theaceae
Product: cyclin-P3-1
Biological process (GO): regulation of cyclin-dependent protein serine/threonine kinase activity
Molecular function (GO): protein kinase binding
Source: RefSeq, a predicted model, not a curated record